AUGGAGCGGGAAGUUUCACUGAAAGACGUUAAAGGAGAACUGGAGGAGGAACCGCCUGAAUUUGGCGCCGGAUCUGAAUUUGGACGAAAAGAACGGGAAGAGGCGAAACGACGAAAGUACGAGAGACGAAAGCACAAGCAGAACAACUCGCCCUGGAUUCUCAAAGUUGGAAGUGGAAAGCAAAGCAGAAAGUACAAGGGCAUUCGAGAAGGCGGUGUCACGGAGAACACAUCGUACUACGUCUUUUUCCAAGCUCCUGAUGGCGCGUUUGAAGCGUUUCCCGUAAAUGAGUGGUACAAGUUUACGCCAUUUCAGAGAUACAAAGCCCUCACUGCCGAAGAAGCUGAAGAAAAGUUCAUUAAGCGAGAUCAGAUUUUGAACUACUUUCAGCUGAGGCAUUUGAGUAAAAAGGAGGGCGACGGAUCGACCGAUGAGCCUAAAACUAAGUCAGAGCGCUCAAUCAAGAAGGAAUUCAAAGUGACUGACAUGGACGAGUGGGACCCAGAUUCAGAAAAUGAUAACUUGAGCGAGAACAGUGAUAACGAAGACGAAAAGCCGAAGUUGGGCAAAGGAAAGAAGAAGGGAAAGAAAGACAAACUAAAAAAGGAUGACUCAGACGAUGACGACGACAAAGAGCCAGGAGAAGACAGCGAUGAGGGCGAUAAUGAUGAUAAAGAAGUGGACUACAUGUCCGAUUCGUCCAGUAGUUCAGAGUCGGAUACUGAGAAGACCGACAUAAAGGCUGUUGUUGACGAGUCUGCUCUGCGGGACUUGGUCGUCUCCGAUGAUGAAGAGGAAGAGGAGAAUAAGGAGGAGAACAAUGGGCAGGCUGAUGAAAACAAGCCCAACGAAGAAGAGAAGAAGGUUAAGACGGAAGGUGACAACAAUUCCCUCUCUGACUCUGACUUUGAUUCCGAUAAUCCUGAUGAUCUUGACGUCUCUAAAUCGGCACUGCUAAUUCAAAACCGAAAGUUGGUGAAGCCUAAAGCCACUGCUGAAGCAAAUUCAGCCACAGAUUCCAAGUCGGUCAAGCUUACCGUCACCCCAUCAACUGACGAGAACAAGGGCAGCUCAAGUGCUCUCAAGUUUAAGCACAAAAUGGAUACUCCUGCAACCAGCCACCACAACAGUAAUAAAAAGCAAAAGGUUGAAUCGACGAAAAACGAGCUCAUUGACAGCAUAAUUGGAGACGUUCGACGCUACCUUCUUCGCAAGCCUUACACUGCUUUUGAGCUGCUGAAAAUGUGCCGAAACAAAAUGCCCAAAGGACAGCGAGACAAACUCGCAGAGAUUAUGACCGAUGUUCUGAAGAAGCUGAAUCCUGAAAAGCGAAAGGAUCACAAUGGAAAGUUGACUUUCUUCUUGAAACCGACUUGA
Messenger RNA from Rhagoletis zephyria (snowberry fruit fly), 1377 nucleotides. The record is from RefSeq and is a predicted model, not a curated record. Lineage: Eukaryota; Metazoa; Arthropoda; Insecta; Diptera; Tephritidae.